Messenger RNA from Aspergillus campestris IBT 28561, 1679 nucleotides. RefSeq lists its product as uncharacterized. The record is from RefSeq and is a predicted model, not a curated record. Lineage: Eukaryota; Fungi; Ascomycota; Eurotiomycetes; Eurotiales; Aspergillaceae. Bases 90 to 1679 code for a protein of 529 amino acids. The transcript is spliced from 7 exons.
CUCUAAUGCUCAAGAGUAAACUGCCUCCUACCGUGGAAUGGUGCUUCAAGCAGCCUUGGUUCUAAUUUGCGUGUUCAUGCGCACUCAAUAUGAUUGAACCGAUCGGCCUCGUAGGCACUCUCAUCGCCAUCGUCCAGGUAUGUGGUAAGCUGGUGUCGGUGUGCUAUGAUUACCGCAUGGGCGUCCGAAAUGCCCCCAAAGAUAUCUCUCGAAUCCUGGACGAGGUCACCAGUGUCGGGAGCAUUGCACAGCAAUUAGUGAAGGCCGUUGAAUUGGACGAUGCCUCGUCUUUGCCGUCUUUACAGGCGAUGGAAGGGGAUAAUGGCACUCUCCGCAGGUGUUUGGUCGAAUUGCAGGACCUGAAAGCAAGCUUGAGAUUGGGGAAAGUCUCGAGUUUGAGGCGUGCUCUUGCGUGGCCGUUGCAACGUGCAGACGCGGAAACAAGAUUGCAAGUUCUUGCGACCAUCAAGAGCACGCUGCAAUUGGCACUGGCGGCUGACAAUAUUCAAAACAUGAUGGAGGUAUUAAGCCUCACCCGGUCGUUGCCGAGUGUGGAAAAGAAGAUUACUAGACUCUCGGAGAGUGUGACUCAAUCUGACGAGGAUCAUCAACUCGCUGAGCUUUUCAACCAGCUGGGUGGACGCAGUCAAUCAGCCAAGCAAGAGCAAGAGUACCAAAAAUGUGUUCCAGCUACUGGUGACUGGCUCUUGAACACAGCGCAGUACAUGGAAUGGAAGACCAGCCCCAACAAUUUAUUGUGGAUCAAGGGAGCUGAUGCAUCGGAAGAAAGAAAAGUCGACAUCAAUCGCGUGUAUGGAUCCUUCGCUAGGCAGCUGGUUCAUCAAGGGGCAACCAUUCCUCGCUAUUUCAUGAGAAGGAGGAGGAUGUAUAGCAGACUUUCCGACAAACAGCAGUCAGUUCCAUGGAAGCAGCUAGUGCAAAACCUCUUAAUGCAAUUCGAGCAUAGUUACAUUGUUCUCGAUGGUCUCGACGAAUGUGAAGAUUACCUCCAGGACGGAAUUCCCGGGAUUACGGAAUUCAUUAAGGAGACGAUGAAGCAGACACAAGAACAACGGCAUUUGAUUGUAACCGGCCGAAACUUGGAGCAGCUUCGAACUGCUUUCGAAGGCCUCAAGACCUCCACCAUUACAAUCGACGACUCCACGGUGAAUCUUGAUAUACAGACAGCACUGCGAUACCAGCUCUCGCAUCAGGCCAAAUUUGCCCGGUGGCCAAUAUCGUUAAAGAGGAAGAUUGAACAGUCUCUCUUGGCCCAAGCCAAUGGAUCAUUUCGUUGGAUGGACUGCCAGUUACAGACACUGCGACGGUGUGCGACACCACAGGCGGUGCAAAAAGCUCUCAACGAUCUACCAAAGUCAUUGGAGGAACACUACACCAUGAUACUCGACAAAAUAGAUGAAAGCAACCGCAUGUCCGUGAAGAGCCUCCUACGCUGGGUAGCCUUUGCUCUUCGGCCGCUAUCUCUUGAUGAGAUCACAAGCGCCAUAGCUAUCAAUGCCGAUAGUGAAGGCAUUCCUUUUUUUGACGAGGCCUUAGAGCUUCUCGAUCCAGAAGGCUUCAUUGAUUCCUGCUCCAGUCUUGUCUCGACUUACUGCGGUGGCGACGAAACGAGUGGCACCCAGGAUGUACAGCAGCUUGUCUCAUGCGGUCCUGGCUAA